Molecule: messenger RNA, 3827 nt
Organism: Aethina tumida (small hive beetle)
Lineage: Eukaryota; Metazoa; Arthropoda; Insecta; Coleoptera; Nitidulidae
Gene: sm
Product: heterogeneous nuclear ribonucleoprotein L
Exons: 11
Coding region: 165-1652 (495 amino acids)
Biological process (GO): mRNA processing; regulation of RNA splicing
Cellular component (GO): nucleus
Molecular function (GO): mRNA binding
Source: RefSeq, a predicted model, not a curated record
UCGCAUCAGAAUUCUGCGCCGUAAUCGUGCUUAUAAUACAUUGGUGUCGUUAGUGCCAAACAAUCGAAUAUCUUCGCGCACUCGCUUCUUUCUCAAAAAGUUGACAGUUCUGCGCGUGCCGUAGCAGCGGCAAGUCGAGUUCCGAAGUGAUUGUUUGUUUCAAAAUGGCGUUCAAUGGAGAUGGACCACAUACCAAAAGGCAGCGGACAGAAACGGAUUCGGCUAAUAAUAGAGGGCACACGGGAAACUACACAGCGACCGACGAGCCACGGCGAAAGCGGCAGGAUGAGGCCAAACCGAAUCACGUUUUGCUCUUCACAAUUAUAAAUCCCAUGUACCCUAUAACAGUGGACGUCCUGCACACAAUAUGCCAAUCCAGCGGACAGGUGUUAAGAAUUGUGAUAUUUAAGAAAAAUGGAGUGCAAGCUAUGGUUGAGUUUGACAGUAUAGAGUCGGCGGUGAGGGCGAAGGACACACUUAACGGAGCGGACAUUUACUCGGGAUGCUGCACACUUAAAAUUGACUUCGCCAAGCCAGAAAAAUUAAAUGUACACAAAAACGAUUCGGAAAGUUGGGACUACACAGUAUCACUAUUGAAAGAAAACACUAAUGGAAGGCCGCAACCUUUACUGCAGGAACCACAUUACGGAUCUCGACCGCAGCCCUACAAAAAAACGGCGCUCGUCCCGGGAAAACUUGUUGCGGCGGGUGGGGAUGAAAAUCGAUGCGAAGAUCCAUAUCCAAGCGAGCAACCGCGUUACGAGGAAAUAUGCACAGGCCCCGGCUACGCGGAACCAUUCAACGCCGAGACAUACAGGAAGGGCGCACCGCCCGCCGUCACGACGGAAUUCCGGGAGCAGCGGACGACACAGUUUCAACAACCGGGCGCCGUUCUCAUGGUCUACGGCCUCGAUCCGUUGCGAACGAACGCCGACAAAUUGUUCAACCUGAUGUGUCUCUACGGGAACGUCGCACGAAUAAAGUUCUUGAAGUCAAAGGAGGGCACGGCGAUGGUGCAGAUGGGCGACAGCGUAGCGGUAGAACGGUGCGUUCAGAACCUGAACAACGUGUCGGUAGGCUUGACGGGGGCGGCGCCCCUAACACACAACCACAACAACCAAAACAACAUAUCCGACGACGCCAAGGAACACAAACUGCAGCUGGCCUUCAGUAAACAGCCGUACUUGAGCGAAGUCACCAAUCCCUAUCCACUACCCGACAAGUCCCCCUCGUACAAAGAAUACAUCACCAACAAGAACAACAGAUUCAUGAAUCCCGCAAUGGCGAGCAAAAAUCGCAUACAACCACCCAGCAAGAUACUGCACUUCUUCAACACGCCGCCACAGGUGACGGAGGUCGAGCUGAUCCAGGUGUUCCGCGAGUACGACGUGGUGCCACCCAAGGCCGUUAAAUUGUUCCCCAUGAAGUCGGAGCGAUCGAGUUCAGGUCUGCUCGAGUUCGAAAACACCAACGAUGCAGUAGCUGCAGUCAUGGCCUGUAAUCAUGCCGCCAUCGAGAGUCCCGGCACGAAGUUCCCCUUCAUAAUGAAACUGUGCUUCUCAUCGUCUCGCAGCAUGACCAUACGGAACGGCGACAACAACUCGAACACGAACGGUUCGGGUGAAAAACAGAUCCUGGCAGCGGAUCACUAAGUCCGCACUCCACAUACUUGAUUUGUUAACCCCGUUUUGACAAAUACAUAUCUGUUCCAUAUUAUAAUGUAUAUUCAGAAUAUUGCAAGGUACUCUUUGUCGCGUACUUAAGAUGUUUAAGUUGUUUAUUUUAUUUUAUUUUAUUUUUUUUUUUUUUUUUUGUUUAAGUUUGAAUCUCCUUGACCAAGAUAUUGUUUAAAAAUGAUCCUUUUAGUUCUAGAAAGUUGACAUAUUUUUGUAUUUGGAUCACUUGAUUUAUUCAAUCAACUUUCUUUAGAAUACAAAUGAAAGGACAUUUAUUAUGCAUAAAAUUAAUUAAUAUUAGUAAGUACAUAUCGUAAUAUUUGUAAAAGCUCUAAAGUUUGUGUAAAACACAAAAAGUGAAUGAUAAUUAGAUUCUUAUUAAGAAGAAAUAGAAUGUGUCUAUGUGAAGGAGCAAAUUGAAAAUAUGAAUCUUGUGCAAUAUAUUUGGAAGGAACAUGACAUAUUUUAAUUGUUUUUAAUAUGAAUUGGAUAUUAGGUAAUUUAAUUGCAACGACAUUAGAUGUUACAAUUUUUGACUAGGUAGGCUAUUUAUUGUUAGAAUAAAUUGUAGUGAUAAAUUUGUUAUUAUAAUUUGCAAUAAUAUUGUCAAAUUAUAAUGUUCGAUUAUUUGUUUUGCGUUAAUUUUGUUUGUAAUAUUAGAAAAUUAAUUUCCUAUUUAUUAUUCUUAUAUGUGAUUUGUUUUUAUACAUGUAAAUAUUUAUUUAUUGAAAAAGUUUAUUUUAGUUUUAAUACACACGCUAGAAUAAUUUUAAAUAAGAUAACUGAAGUCAAUAUUUUACAACUGCAAAAUUCAAUAUAUCAUACUUCGAAUAAAUAAAUUACUUCACAUAUUUUAGGUACAUAUCAAUUUUAAAACAAAUAUUAUAAGAAGUAUAUAUAUUUUCUGUGCUUUGUACUUUUUGUAUCGUUUACUGUGAGAAAAUCUAAAUAAUCAUAUUGGGGGCUACUUUCAAAUUAACAGCUUAAAAGUGUCAAGUAAAGCUUAGCCAAUGAAUUUUCGUCCUGUAGAUCUUAAAUUGCUACUUUAGUUAAAUGUCUUCCUCGUGUAUGCAUCCCAGCUUAGGACGACCUAAUCUAACAGAAAAAACAAAAACUAAGUGCGGGCCGUGCAUACAUACUCUAUUCUCUUCUCAUUUCUCCAUUUCCGACAAAUAAUUAAACGCAUAUACCUGCACUUCAACUGAACUUCCAUGUUUAUAAAUGAUUGACGAAACAAAUGUUUAUGUAUAGUUGUUGAUUGUUUAUUAUUGGGAAUGAGUGGAGAAUAUAAACAAUGUUAUAUCGAUGUCAAUAACUCAGUGUUUGUAAAUGCGUAUUUAAGACAUGUUGUGCAAUAAACUUUGCAUGAGGGAAAAAUCAUUUAAGUUUAUUGUCGUUUCGUUCGUGCAAAAUUUUUAUUUAUGUAUAAGUGCAGUCUGAUGAUACACUCGCAUACACCCAUCGCGUUUGUUUCUUUUAAUUUGUUCUAGUCAAUCAAGGAAAAUCUCACGGUGACGUUUUUAUUGUUGUUUUAUAGUGAUUUUUCCCUGUCGUCAACCGUUGUAUUCGAAAUCUUUUCCAAGUUUCGGUACGACGAUUGCAAACAAAACAUAAAAGACAAAUAGAUAGUUCAUAUCACAUAGUAUUACAUAUUCGUACUCUAGAAUUAAAGAAAUUAUUUUCUCCUUUGCAAUUAUUUUAAAUACUUGUUAGUGAGUGUUGUGUUAAUUAUUAAUGGACCAAAAACGGUAGUUUUUGACGCAUGGUUUAAAAUAAUUGCAUAAUCUAGUUGUAGUUACUGUUUUAGAAAAACUGAGAUAUUUAUAGAUGAAGGUGAUCAUUUAGGUGAUAACUGUUAUUCAUUGAUUAUCAUAUCAUAAUAAUUUUUAUUUAUUUAAAACAUUAUGUAAUUGUCCAAAGAUUGAACGCAACAAAAUUGUAUUGGGCGAACCAAAGAUAAAUCAAAACGGAAACAUUCGGAUCUCAAGAGUGCGUUUAACGUUAAGUAAGUAAUCAAACAAACAAAAUGUCCAUAUGAAAUUAAUUGCAUAUCACAUAAUCAAUGAAAAAACAGAAUGUUCCUGUGUGUUAUUAAUUUUGUAGUGUUCUAUUAAACUCUGCAUUCUAUAAUAUAUAUGUCGUAACAAAACA